CAUAAAGUUUAUUUUGUUUAUGUGAAUUUGAAAUUACAUAUGAUUUCUGCAAGGUGAUACAUAUUCUGCUGCAUCUUUCAUAUUUACAUCAGAGAUAAAUGUUUCAGAGUUCUCUACACAGUACCAAAUACUUGACAGUUGAUAACGAAAACAAGUCGGCAAUUGGUGGGACUUGUGAGUAUGAGGACACAAGUAAAGAGUUGAGAAUUGAGAUAUGAAGGAAAAAAGUCCAAACAAAUUGACAAGGAUAUGAGUGGGACCAGGGCCCCUCGUAACGGUACUGCUGUAUAUAAAAAUCUUGUCUGUAAUAUUUAUUAUAUUUUCAAUAUAACGUAGAGCAAUUUCACCCUAAUGUGAAUUAAUCGAUGCAAAGUAUUCAAGUAUGCGGGCUCUAAGUUAAUUUGUUAAGAAUGAAAUGGACGGAAAAUUGACAAAUUUUGACUUAUGUCCUAAUAUAGUUCAUUUUCAUUUUACCUUGUCGAAUUUCAUUUAUCACAGCCAAAUACUGUACAAUAUAUAACAAUGUAGAAGGAAAGAAAGUUAGCUUUGAUUUUGAUGUGCCAUAGGUUGAAAUAGAAAUAGUAGACAAAAGUUCACACCUUAGCAGCUGAAAACCAGUGAAUUGGGAGAUAAAUUAGCUGAGCUGAGUGAGAGGUAAAGCAAGUUGUAUCAACUACUUCACUAAGCACAAGUACCACUUUCAUCUAUCCUUACCUCCUGUCAUGGAACUUUCUUUGAUAACUCUAUGCCUGGUUCUUUUACUAUCUUUCUGUGUCAUCUUUGUGCCACCCCUUAAUCUCUCAAUUUCAGAAUAUUAUGCCUCAGCUGCCAGACUUGGGAACUACACAGACAAAGAUGCAUUACUGAACUUUAAGUCUCAGAUAACCGAAGAUCCCCUUGAAGUCUUGCACUCUUGGAAUGAUUCCUUCCACUUCUGUCAAUGGACUGGCAUCAAAUGUAGCGCCAAACACCAGAGAGUCAUUUCUCUUGAUCUUAAACAUCAGAAUUUGGCUGGAACUUUGUCACCCCAUGUUGGAAAUCUUUCAUUUCUUCGACUAAUUGAUGUUGCUGAAAAUUCUUUACAUGGUGUUAUCCCUCCAGAACUUGGUUUUCUGGCCAGGCUUCAAACUCUUAACUUGAGUAAUAACAUGUUAGAAGGUGGAAUUCCUGUCAAUCUGUCUAGUUGUAUUAACUUGUAUAAUCUUGCAUUAGACCGCAACUUCUUUGAGGGUAAUAUUCCUCUACUACUUGGUUCUUUGCCAAAGCUGGUAACCCUUUAUAUCAGAAACAACAACCUCACAGGAAGAAUACCGGAUUCCAUUGGGAAUCUCACAUCUCUACAAGAGUUUUAUGCGUCAUAUAAUUAUUUAGAGGGACAACUUCCAAAUUCUCUGUCUCAGCUGAGAAGUCUGAAAAUGCUAGGACUGUCUGCAAAUUUUCUUUCUGGUGAAUUUCCAGCUGUGCUUUACAAUUUAUCUUCACUCGUACUCGUGUCCCUUUCUUUUAACAACUUCACAGGUACUCUUAGAAGCAGUAUAGGUCUUGACUUGCCGAAUCUCCAGCUUCUAUACUUGGCAAACAAUUACUUUACAGGGCUACUGCCAGUUUCAUUGACUAAUGCAUCAGCUCUGGAACGGUUUGAUGUCCCUCAGAACAGAUUCAGUGGAAAAGUGCCCAGCAUGUUUGGAAACCUACAGAAUUUAUCAUGGUUCAACGUUGGUAAAAAUUAUCUUGGAGGGGAUAAGGAGCAUGAUCUGAGUUUUUUAAGCUCUUUGACUAACUGCAGCAAGUUAGAGUUUCUGGCUUUUGAUGACAACAGAUUUCGAGGAACUUUUCCAAAUAUCAUCCAAAAUUUGUCAAGUACACUCACACGACUAGUUGUUGGAACCAAUGAUAUUCGAGGAAGCAUCCCUGAAGAGAUUACAGACCUUUUCAAUUUAAUUAUACUGAGCAUAGCGGAGACUGGUUUAACUGGUAAGCUUCCAGCUUCAAUAGGAAAACUUUCCAGCUUGGGAGCCUUACAUUUUUAUUCAAAUCAGUUUAGCGGAGAGAUCCCACAUUCCUUGGGUAAUAUCACUCAACUCCUGUACCUUGACAUGUCAAACAACAGUUUUGAAGGAAACAUACCUUUUAGUUUGGGGAACUGCAGGUAUCUACAAUCCUUAGAUCUUUCUUUGAACAAAUUAAAUAACACAAUUCCUGUGAACCUUUUUAGUGUUUUAUCACUUUCUGUGCUCUUAAAUCUGUCACAUAAUUCUCUCUCUGGAACGUUGCCAAAGCAGGUUGGAAAUUUGACUAGUCUUGUUGCAUUUGAUGUUUCAAAUAACAGAGUUUCUGGUAAUAUCCCGACAGAAAUAGGGAAUUGUUUGGCAUUGGAAAAACUCUAUAUACAGUCCAAUUUCUUCCACGGAAGUAUUCCACAAUUAGGUAACAUGAAAAAUAUCCGGUACUUAGAUGUGUCUCGCAAUAAUUUGUCUGGCCAAAUACCUAAGAGCAUGGUACAGCUUUCCGGAUUACUGAAUUUGAACCUCUCGUUCAACAAUCUGAAGGGUGCAGUGCCUUCUUCAGGUGUAUUCAGGAAUGCAAGUGCGGUUCAUGUGUUAGGCAACUUGAAUCUCUGUGGGGGAAUUCAGGGGCUGCAUUUGCAUCCAUGCCUUGUACACUCACAAGCAAAACAUAGGAAACACAUAUCUCUCAAGUUGGUAGCUGCACUUGCUAGUGUUGUUCUAUUCUUGGCUUUGUUACUGUUGUUUCUUCUACUUUGCCGAGGGAAAAAGUUGAAGAAUGAACUUGUUCCAGCAGCUCCUGAUAAGAUAUUUUACCCAAAACUGUCAUAUCAAGACCUCUUUAAUGCUACUGGUGGAUUUUCUUCAGCUAAUGUACUCGGUUCUGGCAGCUAUGGCACAGUUUACAAAGGACUUCUUUCCCCUGAUAUGGUAACGGUUGCAGUGAAGGUACUUAAGCUUCAAUAUGAAGGAGCUUCUAAAAGUUUCAUAGCUGAAUGCAAUGCCUUGAGGAACUUACGUCACCGCCACCUUGUCAAGGUCCUUAAUGCUUGUUCCAGCAUAAAUUAUGAAGGUAAUGAGUUCAAAGCUAUAGUUUAUCAGUACAUGUCAAAUGGGAGUCUGGAAGAUUAUCUGCACCCGAAGCCCAGACAAUUGCAGCAGAAAAACUUGAGUAUCCUCCAACGGAUUAACAUUGCUUUAGAUGUCGCAUCUGCCCUACAUUAUGUUCAUCACCAGUGUCAGAAUCCUGUGGUUCACUGUGAUUUGAAGCCGAGUAAUAUUCUUCUUGACACUGAUCUGACCGCGCAUGUGAGUGAUUUUGGCUUGGCAAGGCUCAUUUUCAAAUGUAGCGAGGUUGUUGAUUCAAACCAGUUCAGCUCAAUUGCGAUCAGGGGCACUAUUGGAUAUACGCCUCCAGAAUAUGGCUUGGGGAGUGCGGUAACUACUGAAGGAGAUGUAUACAGCUUCGGGAUUCUCUUGUUAGAAAUGUUCACAGGUAAACGACCGACUGAUGAAAUAUUUAGAGAUGGAAUGAAUCUGCACAAUUUUGUGAAUAAGGCAAUUGGAGAUCAAGUUAUGGCGAUCGUGGAUGAAUCAGCCUGGUACAGAGAGGAAAGUGUUUCCAAGGAAAAGGAUGAUAUUGGCAGUAAAUGGACACAUGAACAGACCGAAAGCUUGAAUUCAAUCUUUCGAAUUGGGAUUGCAUGUUCAGAGGAAGCCCCUGCACAAAGAAUGAACAUGAAACAAGUUGCAGUACAUCUGAAAUCAAUAAAAGAAGAGUUUCUUAGUUCUUAGGUGUUGUCAUAAACUUCUGCCUUGAAUGUAGUACUGAAGUUCAUAUGCUAAAGGUUGUAAUUAGUUACUUCCCAUGAAAUUAGGCAUUGAUUUUUUUUUUCUGCUUGAUUAAAAUUAGCUUUGGUUACUUUACUUAUGAUCUUGAUAUCACAGUCUAUGUUUUGUUGAACUGAAAAAACACUUGGAGCAGAAACGUUUAUUACUAAUGGGGCAUCAUUUGAC
Messenger RNA from Daucus carota subsp. sativus, 4022 nucleotides. RefSeq names its product putative receptor-like protein kinase At3g47110. NCBI's taxonomy places the organism in Eukaryota, Viridiplantae, Streptophyta, Magnoliopsida, Apiales, Apiaceae. Gene Ontology annotation, biological process: protein phosphorylation. Gene Ontology annotation, molecular function: protein binding; protein kinase activity; ATP binding. Bases 723 to 3800 code for a protein of 1025 amino acids. The transcript has 2 exons. The record is from RefSeq and is a predicted model, not a curated record.